Cutaneotrichosporon oleaginosum is the source of this 2887-nucleotide messenger RNA. RefSeq lists its product as uncharacterized. The record is from RefSeq and is a predicted model, not a curated record. Gene Ontology annotation, cellular component: nucleus. NCBI's taxonomy places the organism in Eukaryota, Fungi, Basidiomycota, Tremellomycetes, Trichosporonales, Trichosporonaceae.
CCGACCUCCACCGACCUCCACCGGCCUCCACCAUUUACUUCCGCGCCGACGUCGAACUCUGCGGUUCAUGACCGAACAUUCGCCACUACUGCCUGUACGAGCAUCAACAACAUCGAGCCCGCCAUCGCGACAAUGGACGGCUCCUCGGCGUCGCGCGCCUUUCCCCUCCCCUCCAUAAGCGAGGACACGCUGCACUACAUCCUGCACCCGGCGGGUGCACCUGACGCAGCUGAUCUCGCGGCCCUCGCGACGCUCAUCUCGGCGCACGUGUCGCACCUUCUUCCCUCGCCGUGGCUGUGGAACAAGGACGCAUGGGAGCUCAAAGCGGCCGCACGCGAGGGUCUCCCGCGGCUCGAGGGGCGCAUGCGCGUCGGCGACGCGGUCGACGACGAGUGGCUCGUCGUCUGGCUCCUGCGCGAGGUGUCGCGGAAAUGGCCUGACCUCGUCACGUCGAUCCGCGAUAGCGACGGCGAGUUCCUGCUCAUCGAGGCCGCGCAUGCGCUGCCUGCAUGGGUUACGCCGGAGAACGCCGAGAACAGGUUAUGGCUGCAUGACGGCCACCUCCACCUCCUGCCACUUAAUGUCGCAUCUUCCUCCCGACCACGGCAGAUCGCGGACGACGAGUAUGACGAUAGCGGCCGCGCGGUUGAUGCGGGCGCGUGGGUGAGCGAGGCGGACGCCGUCGCGGCUGUGCGGUCGGGCAAGUAUCGCGCACCAGAGGUCGAGGCUGCGGUGUGGGAGAGGAUAGCGUGCUACCCCGACGCACUGAAGACGCAUCAGCACCGCGCCAAAGCGUACCUCCCCCUUCCCGUUGCUCGAGCGCUGCACUCAAACCCAGAGCUGAUCCAGCGCGCCGUGGAGGGUUUCUACGUGCGGGAUCCGGCACAGUUAAGGGCGGCCUCGCGGAUGACGCAUUUCCCACCUGCUCCCGCUGUCCUUUCGUCCGUACUGAUGACACGCGCGGCCUACGCGCAGCUGCAGGGGCAAGUGUUCCACCCGCCGCGAGUUUUCGGGCCAGAAUGGCACGUGCGCGAGGAGCAGGGAGCAGACGAGCGGCGGUGGCGCGACCUCGGCGUUAAGAUCGCGACGGGCUUCGAGAUCAUGUAUCGUGAAGGGGGGCGGAAGGGGCGUGUGGCGGACGCGGCCGCUUCGCCCGACGAGCUGAAGGACCAGCCGGGGUAUGCGCGGUACAUCGACGACCUGCAGCACGCGGGGUACUUCGGCGACGAAGUGCGCGGGAGUGCGCGGUGGAAGACGCGCGAAGCCGAGGCCGCGAAAGGCUGGGUCGAGGCCAGGUCCGAAGAUACGACACAGCAGCGCCCAUCGUUUGCGUACCUCGUCGACAAGGCCGUUGAGGCGACGAAGGUCGAGGAUCUCCCGCCCGCGGGCGAGGAGGACAGCGAGGCAUGGCUCGAGGUCGACCCCGCCGAGCUUGACGCGAUGCUGAACCGCACGGCGGGAGCUCGUGGGGCCAACGGCGAGAUGGAGAUCGGUGAGGAGCACGGGCGUGCACUCAAGAACCUUGCUGGGCAACUGGAAGCCUUUGUUGGCGGCCAGGGUGAUCUCGAAGGCGCGCGGUUCGCCGACGAGCUGAGCGACGAGGACAUGGGCACGGACUCGGAGGAGGAGGAGAGUGGGCCUACCGCAGAGGAGCGCGAGGAGCGCAUGCGCACCCUCGUCCCGGCGUUGCCUGAGGGCGAAUGGGGUGCGGGGGGCGGCGAUAGCAACGGGGCCGCGGCUGAGGAUGACGGCGAUGGCGACGUGGACAUGGCCCCUCCGAAGAAAGGGAUGGUCGCGGGGACGGCGAUGGGAGACUCGCUUUUACCGCCCAAGAUGCGCCCACCACGCUUCGAGGCGAUGCACUACGACGGCGUUGAGAGCGACUCCUCGGACGAGGAGGACGACCUCCCGCCGCAGGGCACGCUUGGUCGGCGCAUCGCCGAGAUGAAGUGGGGUGAGGCGCCGCCGAAGGAGGCGACGAUUGAGGAGAUCGAUGACGACGCGGACGAGGACGACGAGGACCGCAUGGACCGCGAGCGGAAGAAGGCGCUCACGCUCGACGACGACAUCGACGAGCAAAUGCGGCGGCGGGUGUGGGGCGACGACGGAGACGGGGAAGUGGACGAGGCCGGGGACGACAUGGAGGGCGUCGAGGACCAGCCGGCGCCGCAGGACCGCGAUGGGCCGGACGAAGCCGAGUUCCUGCGCUUUGCACGCGAUGCGUUGGGCAUCGACGGUGACAUGUGGGACAGCAUUCUGGAGCAGCGGCGGGCGCGUGGUGCGUUCAUCCCUGAGUCGGCUGGAGGUACAUCGAGCGGAACUGUUCUACCUGCUGCUGCUACGGCAGCGGCGCCAAAGCCUGACCCUUCGCUCAGCUCAUUUGAAAGCAUGAUGGCUGCGAUGGAAGGCGAGCUGGCGCGGCACAAGGCAGCGGAGGCUCCGAAGCAGCCCAGCGGACCGCUGUUCGCGAAGCCUGCUGGUUCUGUUCCGCAGGGAUCGAAGAAGAAAAAGGGCAAGGGCAAGAAGCCGACGGUGUCGUUUGCCGAAGAAGACGAGCCGGCGUCGGCACCCGAACGCAAGGGGCCGUACGCGAACCUCGCGUCCCUCCCGCAUCCGGACGAGCUCGACGACAUGUCGGACGACGCGCUCGUGGCCAUGGACGCGGAGCUGCGCGCCGCGCUCAAGGAGAGCGGGGCGGAUGAGUCUGAGGAAAUGGAGGGGCUCGACGACGACGGGCGACGCGAGUACGGCAUGGUGCGCGAUCUGCUCGAGAGCUAUGCGGCACAGGGCGGACAGGCGGGCGUGGUUGGUAACCUCGUGGGACGAUUGGGAGAAGCGGCGAAGCAGGACAAGGGCAGGAAGUGAUGCACUGUGCAUCGCUGGUGUG